GAAAAGGUCGAUGACAAUGCAACGAGUCCAAGAUCAAGACAAUGGAAUCAACAUCAAAUUCGGUACAAGAAAAGAUAAGAAAGGAAGCUACACGCUCGUAUCGCAGCACUCUGAGAAUGAAAAGAAUGAAAAAGGAAAUAAUUUCAACGGGACCAAUAAACAAAUUAAAAGUGUAAUAGCUGAAGAAGAGUUAGUUCCACCAGAUGGAGGAUGGGGAUGGCUUAUACUUUUAGCAUCCGUUAUGGUCAAUCUACUUAUUCCUGGAACAGUAAAAUCUUUUGGUGUUUUAUUUGUUGAAUUUCUUGAAGUUUUUGAUGCAUCACCUGCUGCAGCUGCUUGGAUACCAGCUUUAUGCUAUUUUCUGUAUAGUUCACUUGGUCCUUUGUCUAGUAUAUUAUCAGUUAAAUACUCUUAUCGAACAGUAACUUUAUUAGGAGGAACAUUUGCUGCUGCAGGAAUGAUGCUAAGUUAUUUUGCAAACUCUGUGGCCUUCUUGUGUGUUAGUUAUGGUGUUCUGGUAGGAAUUGGAGCUGGCUUAGCUUUCCCUCCAACUGUGUAUAUAGUAACUUCAUACUUUGUACGAUUACGUGGGCUUGCAAAUGGACUUUGCAUAUCCGGUAGUGCAUUAGGUUCAAUAUUUCUUCCACCCAUCCUAGGGAUACUACUACGAGAAUAUGGUUACAGAGGUGCAGUAUUAAUAAUGGGUGCUGUCACUUUGAAUGUAUGGGCGAGUGCUCUUUUGUACGAACCGGUGGAAAAACACAUGGUACCAGCAUCGUCGUCGAACAAAUUAAACGACGCUGACGUGGAGGCCUCCUCGGUUACAGUAACUAGUCCCGAAGAUGAGAAGCAAUCAAAUCACAUUGUUUCUUCUUUGAACACAAAUGAGAAAGCCGCACCAAUGGUACCAAAGAGCGCGUCCAGUGUUGCAUUAGAAUAUUACAAGAACACGCCCGUUCAAGGCCGAACGAGAAAAAUUAGCAUGCCCACGGGACGUGAGAUAACGGGCCAGAUGCACAGCACGCCGGCACUGCACGCAGUUCCGGAACGUGGUGGAGAUUCUGGCAGGCUAUCAAAACGUCAGAAAUCGCCCUUCCAGUCACCGAGUAUGUCAUCCUUUAACUAUAUCAGCACACCGUAUCAUGGAAGCACACUUUCCGCUCUACAGCCGGAAAGAGCGUCCACGUUAACCUUGAACGCGAUAUCGAGCACGUUUGCAAGGAAGGGUGCCGAAGAAACAAGCAAGGAUGAAGUAAAAGAGAAGAGGAAUAAAUUCUUUGAUUUUAGUUUAUUGAAGGAUCCCAUCUAUUUGGUAAUCUUGAUCUCAAAUUCUACAAAUGCUGUCAGUUAUACGAAUUUUGUCAUCUUAUUACCGGCAUAUGCAAUCUCAUUGGGUUUCGAAAAAGAUAUGUCUUCCCUUCUUCUCUCGACUGUAUCCAUAUUAGAUUUAAUAGGACGUAUAGGGGGUUCUGCCCUCUCCGAUGUCUCAAUUAUGCCAAAACAUUGGUAUUUCGUUGGUGGUUUGUUUAUUUCUGGAAUCUCGUUGACUCUUCUCCCUAUAGCCACAAGCUACACUCUACUGUCAGUUUACUGCGGUGUCUUCGGUUUAGCAUCCGGUAUUUACGUUGGUAUUACCGCAGUUAUAAUGGCCGACAUGUUAGGGACCGAGAAGUUAACUUCCUCUUAUGGUAUCUCAUUGUUCGUAAAUGGAAUUAUACAGUUGGUUGGUCCUCCCACUUGCGGUAUCAUAUUUGAACAAAUCGGCAGUUACGGACCGAUCUUCAGUAUCUUAGGAAUUAUUUUAGUAGUAGGCGCGUCAUUGUGGGGUUUCGUUCCAUUCAUUAAAAAACGACAAAAAAUCACAGAGAAAGCAAGUCCAAUUGAAAAAUUAUAGUGUAUUCACUUACUGGAAUUAAGUAUUUCAUGAUGGACAAGAGCUUAAUUGUAUGAUCAUUGUAGAAAUUCAUCAAAUGUAUAUUACAAUUAUACAUGUAUGACACACACACACACAACGCACGCACGCACGCACGCACGUACACACAUAUACACACACAGAUGAUAAUAUCUUUACAAACUGUGAUGUUAGAAUGAAUGUUAUGUAUGUAUAUAUCACUGGCACUGUGAUGACGUUAUAUAUAUAUAUAUGAUCCACGCGCACAUUUUCAGGUGGAUUGAUAAGGAAACAAUUUUCAAAAAAUAUAUUUUUAAAUAACACAAAGGUUCUCUUUUCUUGUAAAUUGGAAGUAACUUGCCUUACACUUGAAAAAACUUAU
This is a messenger RNA of Eufriesea mexicana, 2273 nucleotides long. It is a transcript of the gene hrm, whose product is annotated as solute carrier family 16 member hermes. Lineage: Eukaryota; Metazoa; Arthropoda; Insecta; Hymenoptera; Apidae. Bases 11 to 1894 code for a protein of 627 amino acids. The transcript is spliced from 5 exons. The record is from RefSeq and is a predicted model, not a curated record. Gene Ontology annotation, biological process: transmembrane transport; monocarboxylic acid transport. Gene Ontology annotation, molecular function: monocarboxylic acid transmembrane transporter activity.